Saccostrea echinata is the source of this 1243-nucleotide messenger RNA. Its product is annotated as cys-loop ligand-gated ion channel-like. The coding region runs from base 22 to 1194 and encodes 390 amino acids. NCBI's taxonomy places the organism in Eukaryota, Metazoa, Mollusca, Bivalvia, Ostreida, Ostreidae. The transcript is spliced from 9 exons. The record is from RefSeq and is a predicted model, not a curated record. Gene Ontology annotation, molecular function: neurotransmitter receptor activity; transmembrane signaling receptor activity; extracellular ligand-gated monoatomic ion channel activity. Gene Ontology annotation, cellular component: synapse; membrane; neuron projection. Gene Ontology annotation, biological process: monoatomic ion transmembrane transport; nervous system process; signal transduction.
AAAGUCUCCUCUCAAAUAGAAAUGGAGGAAGAAAACCCUACUGUCCUGAAUGAAGAUAUGAAUGAAGUAGUGGAAAAGAGAAAGGCUUUGAUUAAAGUGGUAUUCCUGAAAGUGGGUGAGAUUGAUACCCUGAAGGAGUUCUUCGUUGCCGACGUUUUCAUUCAAAUAAAAUGGCGGGAACCUACACUGGAUAUACUUACAGAGGGAGCCAGGAUGAAGCAGGUUCUCACAGGGGCAUUGAGGAGUCUUACACAGAAUAAUUUAGAAAUACCGAAAGAAAAGAGUGAAAAAUUUCAUUUUGAAAACUAUUGGGAUCCGAAGAUAGUUUUUCAGAAUGUUUUAAGCGAAAGCAAACAUUCCGAGUGGAAGCUCUUGAAACAUAACGAAGAUGGCGAAGCUUUUAUUGUACAGAAGCAUCGUCUCAAAGCAACUUUUUCAGAAAACCUAGAACUUGCCUUAUUUCCCUUUGAUAUUCAGGAUUUAACAUUGAUCAUCAGUACAGAACGUUCAGAGGCUGAAAUAGAACUGGAAGAAGAUACGGAGGAAAUAUCCAGUGUCCAAAUUGACAGUUUUGCCAAAGAGCAGGAAUGGACGCUUCACGAAUGCGUAUCCAUCACACCCAAAGUUACAACCAAGGCAUACACAAAUCCAGGUUACAAAAACCCUGGUGUGGUGGUUGGCUGUUUUGCUGGAAGGCGAGCAGGGUUCUUCAUCUGGAAUGUCAUGCUUAUAAUGACGCUGAUUAGUUCUUUAUCAUUGGCGACCUUUUCAGUGGAUAGGGCUCUACCACAGAACCGUCUACAGCUUUCCUUCACGUUAGUCCUGACUGGCGUUGCCUUCAAAUUUGUCGCUAAUCAGUCAAUACCUAAAAUAUCAUAUCUAACACAUCUGGACAGGUAUAUUUUGGGCAGCAUGAUCUUCCUGUACUUGAUUUGUAUGUGGCAUGCGUUUGUGACCCUUAUUGGCGACACGGCAACAAGCGAAGAGGCAGACAAGGACGCCUUCAUCGUGUUCGCAUCGUGUUUCGUGUGUCUGCAAAUUUUAUUCAUUGUCAGCGUUGUAAUAAGCGGAUACCAAAGAUAUUCAAGCGUGAAGAAAAUAGAGAGGCAAUAUCAGGAAAAGGCCAACAGAAGUAUUCCUAAAGAGAAACCAUCAAUGAAAAGAACUCGGAAAGUCAGAUCCAUGAACGUGUGAUGAACCUCAAAUAUUGUGUAAAUACAAUAGUGUAUUGAGCACAAAACCU